Molecule: messenger RNA, 1044 nt
Organism: Penicillium riverlandense
Lineage: Eukaryota; Fungi; Ascomycota; Eurotiomycetes; Eurotiales; Aspergillaceae
Product: eukaryotic translation initiation factor 3 subunit F
Exons: 3
Coding region: 1-1044 (347 amino acids)
Biological process (GO): translational initiation
Cellular component (GO): eukaryotic translation initiation factor 3 complex, eIF3m
Molecular function (GO): translation initiation factor binding; metallopeptidase activity; translation initiation factor activity
Source: RefSeq, a predicted model, not a curated record
AUGGCCGAAGACUCCUUCCUACACCUUGCUCGCCCUCUGGGUCCCGUCAGCGUGGGCACCGCCCCGACCACUGCCCCUCUCAAUGUGGUUAUCCAGCCCCAGGCCAUCUUCGCGAUCCUGGACCACUCGCUCCGCCGCAACGCCGACCAGGAACGGGUGAUUGGAACACUGCUGGGCACACGAUCCGAGGAUGGAGGUGAGGUCGAAGUGCGCUCCGCGUUUGCCGUGGGCCACUCCGAGGCCGAGGACCAGGUCGAGGUGGACAUGGAAUAUCACAAGCAGAUGCUGGCGCUGCACCUGAAGGCGAACCCGCGCGAGGUGCUGGUCGGCUGGUACGCCACCGCGUCCGAGCUGAACACUUUCUCCGCCUUGAUCCAGAACUUCUACAGUAGCCAGGGCGACGGCACAUGGCCGCACCCGGCUGUGCACCUGACUGUCUCGACGGAGCCCGGCAAGGACCUCGAGACUCGUGCUUAUAUCUCUGCUCCCGUUGGCGUCACUGCGGAGCGUGCUGCUGACAGCGCUGCGUUUAUUCCUGUUCCAUAUGAGCUGCGCUACGGCGAGGCCGAUAAGAGUGGUCUGGAGGCCAUUGCCAAUGCCAAGGACGCCGAGGAUCGCUCCGUCCCUGUCCCCACAGACAUUGAGGUUCUGGAGCGUGCCAUUGAGGAGGUUCUGGCGAUGAUUGACCGUGUCUCACGUUAUGUCGAGUCCGUCAUUGACGAGGAGGCCCCCGCGUCGACCGCGAUGGGCCAGUUCCUGCUGAACACCCUGGCUCUGGCACCCAAGGUCGAGCCCGCCGAUGUUGAGCGGGACUUCAACAACCACAUCCAGGAUGUCCUGGUCGUCUCCUACCUGGCCAACACCAUCCGCACACAGAUGGAGCUGUCCACCCGGCUCGCAUCCGCCCAGCUCACUCUGGGCACCGGCGAGGCUGGCUCCGGCCCGGCCGGUGAGCAAGGCAACCGUGGGCGCGGUGGUAAGGGCCGUGGUGGCGGCCACCAGCGUCAGGACCGCGGGCAGCAGGCCGAGGAGGCCCGCGCAUAG